AUGAAUCUCUUCACUUUCGUCGUGGCUCUGAUGCCAUUCCUUUCCUUCGCAUUGGCUUGGCCAGCCAAACUGGAGGUCCCCAAUGACAGACAGGAACUCACGGUGGUCUAUCACAGGGUUAACUCCAGAGCCUCAGUCGACGCCCUUUCCCGUGGUGCUCUUGUGGGACGAGACUGCUCGGCAACCCUCAAUACAGGCAGCUUCGCAAACCUGCCCAUCAUCUUCGAUGUCGAUGAACGUGGCAGCGGCAACCUCACUGUCGGCCCGAAUACCUACCAGAUCCACGAACGCUUCGAUUACUCUGGCGGUAUCACGUGUGGUCGCAUGUAUAACGAUGUGGAAGCUGUCACAUCCUGCACUGUCACCAUACCUUCCGAGUUCGAAAUUUCGCCGUUGAGCAGGCUCCAUGUUACGGAGUGCAUCGCAAAGGAUGCUCAUACCCUUUCAAAGACCCUGAACCUAGCUACACGCGCGCUCUCGGACCCAAACAGCCGCAACCAGACGGAGAACAUUCCGAUUCGCCCUCGUCAGGACUGCAUCGAUGAAGACGCAGACACUAUCCGGUGGUCCUGUGGUGAUCCUCACCAGAACUUUUACCAUCGUCAGUUGAGCGUCGGAAAAGUCUGUGGAGACCAAGAGACCUGCGUUUCGUCGUUCAAUAACCCAGGCGGUGUCUCCGUUUCCUACACUGCAAGUAUGCCUCUAGAGAAAUGGAUCUCGGGCGAUUUCUAUGUCCAACAGGAUUGGAAGACAGGCACCAACUACGAAUGCACCGGCCACAAGGGCGAGACUGUGUGUGUUUGGUACAAGUUCGCUCAUACCGCAUACAGGGUGCAGAAUGACUUCCAAAACUCAUGUGGGUGGGAACACAAGACCGACCCAUUCAUUCUCUUCUCCCCGAACAAAGAGGGCAUCAACGGCGGUCAAUACUGUGUCAUAGGCCCGUGCCGGAAUGAGGGAGAUUGGUAUUGGGACUACAAUGGCCCUGCUGGCGACGCGAAAGGAAACUAUGGAUGUUAA
Messenger RNA from Diaporthe batatas, 1020 nucleotides. RefSeq lists its product as uncharacterized. NCBI's taxonomy places the organism in Eukaryota, Fungi, Ascomycota, Sordariomycetes, Diaporthales, Diaporthaceae. The transcript is spliced from 2 exons. The record is from RefSeq and is a predicted model, not a curated record. The coding region runs from base 1 to 1020 and encodes 339 amino acids.